Molecule: messenger RNA, 2016 nt
Organism: Closterium sp. Naga37s-1
Lineage: Eukaryota; Viridiplantae; Streptophyta; Zygnematophyceae; Desmidiales; Closteriaceae
Source: the annotation of a GenBank genome assembly
AUGGAGGACGCGCCUUCCAUUCUCGAGAUCGAGGUUUUCAACUACGACGGACCCUUCUCGGAACCUUCCCUGCUCGGCCGGGCAGAAAUAAACUUCCUCCGGCAGUCGGCGCAGGACCUCGCGGACCUCUGGGUGCCGCUAGAGGGCAGGCGGGCGAAAGUUCAAGCUGCCCGGAUCCACGUUCGAGUGCUUCUGACCAAUACCUCUGAAGCUGCGGCUCCUCUGGUGCUUCAGAAGAUUAGCAAGGAAGUGGGCAGCAAGGGUGGCGUGAUGGGAGUUUUCAUUGCAGAAGAACCUGGCCUUCCAGCGCCUGGCGGUGUGAGGGAGUUUUCAUUGCAGAAGAACCUGGCCUUCCAGCGGCUGUUUGAUCUGCCUCGUCGCCGUGCCUUCAGCCAACUUUUUUUUUACCCUCCCCCCCUCUUCCCCCUCCCCCUCGCCCCACCAGGGCGGUGUGAGGAGUUUUCCUUGCAGAAGAAUCUGGCGUUUCCAGUGGCUGUUCGACCUACCGGACAGCGAGUGCCUCAUAAACGACUUCUCCUGCAUUCUCAGGAAAGGGCUGCUCUGCUCUCCCAGGGCCGCCUUCACAGGGGCGCCUCUUCCUCUCCCCGUCCCCCUCCCCGUGGACACUUGCAUCAAACUCACCCUCCUCUUCCGUCCCCCCACCUUCCCCCCCCUCUCUCCCCUUUCCCCACUCCCUUCCCCCUCGCCCCACCAGGGGGGUGCCGCCUCUUCCUCUCCCCGCGCCUCCUCGCCUUCUACUCUUCUGUCUUUGGCACGCGCAUCAAAUUCACUCUCCUCUGGGAAGACAUAGACGAGAUUGACGACAGCGUGCCGUCUCUCUUCGACCAAAAGGAGUCCCAAAAAGAUGCCAAGUCUCAAACGGCCCAGGCUUCAUUGACUAGGUCGCAACCGAUCAAGACUCAGACGGCCGCCGCCGCCCAGAAAUCCUCCAUGACGACCUUCAAGCGCAUGCUCAACCCGGCGAUCACCGUCUUUGUCAAAAAGGACAAAGGGACGGCGGAAACCCGGGCGGCAGCGCACGGCGUGGACUCGCACGGGCGGCUGAAGAUCCGAUUCCAGUCGUUUGUCCGGCCAGUGCAGCAGUUCCUGGCCUCGUUUGAUGACCCAGCAGCCACUGCUGCCAUGAUGGAGAAGGCAGGGCAGAUGGGUGCGGAGAUUGGCGAGUGGGAGGCGGUGGAAGUUGGGGCCACGCCAGCGAGCGUGUAUUCUUCUUCCACCAACAAAUCGCCUCCCUGCCUCUCCCAUUGCUCCCCUGGGCAGGUCCCUCUCCUCUCCCCAACUGUCCCUGUCCUCUCCCCAACCGUGACCGCGGUGCAGCAGAUGACUCAGGAAGCCAGCACCCCGGGCAGCAUCCCGGGCGGCAUCUCGGGCGGCACCCCGGGCGGCAGCCAGGACGGCGGUAUCCAGUGGGCGUGUUUGGAGCAGGUGCUCACUCUCCACAGAGUCCCCUUCGGCGACAGCUUUCAGUUAGAGUUUUUUCAAGAGAUCAAGGCCAAGGAGAUAUUCUCCCUGCCAGGAGCAGCAAGCACGGCAGCAGGUGCAGCAGCAGCAGACGUGGGAGCAGGCAAGAGCAGCGCAGCAGAUACGGCCUACUCGUCCUCUAGCCCAGCAGAAGCUGCUGCUAGCGCGGCCAGGGGAGCAGCCGCUGUCGCCUCCGCACUGGUUGCCGCUGCAGGCGCACUCAAACUCACGGCACGCGGGGCAGCAGCAGCAAGCGGUACGGCCACAGGUGACGGAGGAGGAGCAGGUGAGGAGAGAGGAACAGCAGGCGGUACAGCAGGAGCAGCAGGGGGGACGGCAUUGGGAGCGAGUGGGUUACAAGAGGGGGUGUUGCAGGAUGACAGGGUGCGAUCGGUGCUGCACGUGCGAAUGGCGAUUGCAUGGCACAAGGAGCUUAGUGAGGCGACACGCAGCAAGAUCAAGAGCAGCAUUGGGCGAUUCUACAAGCAGCAGGCACGCCGCGUGGUUGAACUCAUGGCUGCUCAGGGGACCUGA